GCCAGGAUGGUUAUUAGCCAAUCAGAAGUGUUAUUAUUGGAAUACUAUAGAUCAAGUGACCUUCACCCAGGCUCAUGAUGAAUGUCACUCACGUGGUUCAGAACUACUUAUGGUUGGUAGCUCCACAGAACAGCAAUGGAUAAACGUACAGACUGAAUCGUAUCCGACUUCUGGUUGGUGGCUUGGAUUAAAGAAACAGGAGGUAUCACCGUAUUCCUGGUCCUGGUUAGACGGUACAGUCGCUACUAAUAUUAAUUGGAAUAAAGAGCCUGAUAAUUAUGAUACACAAGAUUGUUGUACCUUGAAUCAGUAUAAUAAAUUCAGUGAUGAUUUCUGUACCAGUAAAUAUCCCUAUAUUUGUAAAUUCAAGAAAAAGGAAAAGGAAUACUGUCCAACGCCUGUUAAUGAUGAAAGAUGGGCGUAUCUUAUCUAUGCUUGUUAUUGGGUCGCAGAUCCGGCUAAUCCUUCAGAAUUUCUCAACUGGAACGAUGCCUUGGCUAAAUGCCAAUCCCUCAAUCCUCUCAAACGUGGUGGAAUGCACCUUUUGUCUGUUACUUCUGGAAUAGAAUCUGAUUUUUUCAGUACUGAGCUUCCAUAUCGAGCUGCUGGCGUAUCAACACCAUGGUGGACUGGGCUCAACGAUCGGGACAGGGAGGACUUCUAUAAAUGGGAAGAUGCCAAUACAUGGAACUCCUCCUUAACAUCAUGGGAUAAUGCACCAAGUAAUGGAUCAGAUGAAUCGUGUGCUAUCAUGUAUACAGGGGGUGUGGUCGAUGAUUAUAAGUGUUCGGGUAGAUCACAUUUCAUCUGUCAAAAAUCAGCUGUUCAAAAGAAAUUUGCAUUUGGCUGUCCUGAUCAUUGGCUAAGGGCAGGUCACUCUUGUUACCUGUUUGCUAAUAAUAGUAAAGUAUCGUGGCAGUCAGCGAGAUCUGUCUGUCAACGUGGCGGAGGGGAUUUAGUAAAAGUGAAUGCCGUUUCUGAAAAGUAUUGGUUAGAUCGACAGCUUAUAGGUAGUGGUGGAUAUUGGACUGGACUCAAUGAUAUAAAUACAGAAGGUGAUUAUAGAUGGUCUGAUGGAACUAAACUAGAUACACAAUACAUACAAUGGGACCAACAACCCCGUGAUGACUUGUCGAUUCCAGGAUGUGGUAGAAUGGGUCGUGAUGGAAGUUUUACUGAUGUUAGUUGUACACAAACACAGGGUUUUAUCUGUGAAUAUGUCAAUGAUCCAGGGGCUCCGUGUUUAAAUGGAUGGAUUUCUGAUGGUGGCUCCGCCUGUUAUUAUAUUAGUUCCACCAAUAUGACCGACCUGGUGAUGUGGACUGAAGUACAACAGACUUGUUUAGAUAGGGCGCAUGCACAAGAUGAUGAUCUGCAGGCUGGAUAUCUGGGACUAGAUUCUCAAGAUGAAGUAAAAUUUAUAAACAGUCUGCUGGCUAAGAUGCCGCUAACAGCCCGUGGUUGGUGGACUGGAUUGAAUGAUAGAUUAGUGGCCGGUGAAUGGGUGUGGGAAAGAGAUUCAGAUACAACCCCUAAUCCUGAUCUCAUCAAUUGGAAUGGCGAACCAAAUAAUUUUAAUAACGAAGAUUGUGCUGUGAUGUUACAAGGUGGAAGAUAUAAUGAUUUAGACUGUGCUGCCUUGGCUAAUUUCAUCUGUGAACAACCUGCUGGUAGCGUGACUGUAAAAUAUAGCUGGAUGUUAUUAAUAUCAUUAAUCUGUAUAUAUAAAAUAGUUUUACCCAUAAAUUAAUAUUAAACGUAUAUAUAAAAAUAGAUCUAUUAAUUAAAACAAAAAAUAAAUAGACUUCAAGUUUAGUACGCUACAUACUCCUCCAACUGAAUUGAAAUGAGGUUUAAUGGCUGUGCCAUCUGGUCUAAUGAAGGCGGUAGCACAUUCUUUAAAACCACAAGUUGUUUGUUGAAGUAAUAUUCUACCAAUGUUAUUCUCGAUCUAAAUGUAUUGUAUCGUGACGUUC
Molecule: messenger RNA, 1976 nt
Organism: Patella vulgata (common limpet)
Lineage: Eukaryota; Metazoa; Mollusca; Gastropoda; Patellidae
Product: macrophage mannose receptor 1
Exons: 13
Coding region: 110-1750 (546 amino acids)
Molecular function (GO): signaling receptor activity
Source: RefSeq, a predicted model, not a curated record